AUGUUUAAAACAUUAGACGACCUUAAAGAAAAAAAAGAAUAAGAUAAAAAGGACAAAAAGAAUACUAACUCAUAUGUUGGUGGUGAAAAAAGCGGUUUAGCAGUAGAAAAUCCAGACGAUUUAUAAGCAAUAAUAGAAAAAGCAAAAAAGAAUACUUAAUAAUAAUAAUAAAGUGGAUAAAGACUAGAAACUUAAAUAAAAAUAACUCUUUAUUCCAAUGGUUUUACUUUGAAUGAUGAUGGUGAAUUCAGAGACUAUAAUUUACCAGAAAACAAAUAAUUUAUGAAAGAAAUAAAUUAAUAAUAAGUUCCAAUUGAAUUAAGAAAAAAAUAUCCUCAAGGUUUAGAUGUUAGCUUAGAAGAUAAAAGAUCAGAAGUUUUUAAAAUUCCUCCACCACCUUCAUAUAUUGCUUUUUCUGGAUAAGGAGUUAGUUUAGGUGCCAAUUAAUAAUAAUAAUAAGUUCUUACUUAAUAGAUUUAAUAACCUAAUUUAAAAAAAGGAUAAAUAAAUGUUGAUGAAAAUAAACCAACUACUAAUAUUAAAUUAAGAUUUCAUAAUGGAACAGCAAUAAAUGUCAGAAUUAAUGUAGACGAUACUAUUUAAACAUUAUAUGAUUAUACUAAUUC
Messenger RNA from Ichthyophthirius multifiliis, 626 nucleotides. RefSeq names its product nsfl1 cofactor p47, putative. Gene Ontology annotation, molecular function: ubiquitin binding. Gene Ontology annotation, biological process: membrane fusion; nuclear membrane reassembly; autophagosome assembly. The transcript is spliced from 5 exons. The annotation marks the transcript as partial. The record is from RefSeq and is a predicted model, not a curated record. Gene Ontology annotation, cellular component: nucleus; cytosol. Lineage: Eukaryota; Ciliophora; Oligohymenophorea; Hymenostomatida.